GCUGGUUCCUCCCAUUAACUAACCUGCUGUUUCCCUGCCGACGUUCUGCACUACCUUGUUGGAAACGUCCUGGCUGAAUGCUGUGCUGCUGACUCAACGCUGAAGGAACAGCUGGCGCAGCAGCAUGCUCGGUCUGAGCGCAUCAUUGGCUGCAUGAUUAAAAAAAACAGGCAUGUAUGUGAGAGAGAGGACAUCUGAACAUCCUCUGACUCCGGCUGCUUCACUCCAAGCUGCAACCUGAGACCUGCAGGCUCAUCUGGAUCUGUUCUGUUGGAGCGGAGCUGCAGAGACAUGAACCAGAGCGCAGGAGCGGUGCAGCACACCCGGAGGUUCUCCAUGGAUGAAAAGGACAUCGGACCUAUUGGGCCAGACAGGAACUGGAAGGGUAUUGGCAUCUCGCUGCUGGUCAUUGUGGUCGUGCUUUCUUUCAUUGGACUUUCCAUUGUUCUGCUUUCAAAAGGUAGUUCACGUAACCUGUCUGGCUCACCGCUGACCCUGGAUGACCUCUUUCAAAGUAACUUUCAAAUCCAUGAUCCGGGUGCAAAGUGGAUCAGCACAGAGGAAAUCAUCUUUCGAAGCUGGGAUGGAGAUGUUUUCAAAGCCAACGUGUACAGCAACGAGACCGAACUGCUGCUCAAAAACACAAUCUUCGCAACGUUUAAGGCAACAAAGUUUGCAGUUUCUCCCGACAAGAACUUUGUUCUCCUGGGAUAUGAUGUCCAACAGGUCUACAAACAUUCGUUCCUGGCAUCAUAUCUGAUCUACAACCUGUUCACGAGAGAGGUGCGGGAGCUCAACCCUCCGGAGGUGUCCGACUCUGUCCUCCAGUUUGCCUCAUGGGGCGUUCAGGGCCAGCAGUUGAUGUACAUAUUUGAAAAUAACAUCUACUACCAAACACACACUCAGAGUAGCUCCUGGAGGCUGACCUCGUCUGGACAGGACGGCGUUGUCUUCAACGGAAUUGCUGAUUGGCUAUAUGAGGAGGAGGUGUUGAACUCUCAGGUGGCCCACUGGUGGUCCCCUGAUGGCUCCAGGCUGGCCUACCUCACCAUCAACGACUCCUUGGUCCCUGCCAUGCUUCUGCCUCGUUUUACUGGCUCUCUCUACCCCAGAGGGACAGAGUACCGCUACCCAAAGAUGGGACAGAUCAAUCCGAGCGUCCGCCUCCAUGUCGUGUCUCUAGACGGCAACUCCUUCACCAUCCAACUCAGGCCUCCUGACAGUCUGGAGACGAGCGAUUUCUACAUCACCAUGGUUAAAUGGGUGACCCGGCAGAAUCUGAGUGUCCGUUGGGUCAAUCGAGCUCAAAACAUGUCGAUUCUUUCACUGUGUGACACCACCUCAGGCGACUGCAUGAAGAAACAUGUGAUGACAUCAGAGGCUUGGCUGGACCGCCAGAACGAGGAGCCGCUGUUUUCUAGGGACUGCACCACAUUCUUCAUCAGCGCGGCCCUAAAGGACGGCAGCCGUGGAGCCUUCAGCCACAUCACCAUGAUCUCCAACCAGUCUGACGGUGAGCAGGUCAGUGUCCAACAGCUGACUUCUGGAAACUGGGAAGUCUCUCAGGUUCUGACCUACGAUGAGACCACCAGAUCAGUUUAUUUCCUGAGUACAGAGGAAGGGACAGCUCAGCAGCACCUGUACAGGCUCUCAGUGGUGAAUCCUUUCCAUAAAGAAUGCCUGAGCUGCUCUCUUUUCAAACCUAACUGCAGCUACUACGAUGCCGUGCUCAGUCCAGACCAUCGACAUGUUCUCCUCAACUGCAGAGGACCAGGAACACCUCAGACCACUCUCCACAGGGUGGAGGACAUGAACAGAUAUAUGACUCUGGAAAGAAAUGCAGAGUUGAGGCGAGCUCUGAUAAACAGGAUCAUACCAAGGAGGGACAGGAGAACUGUGCAAAUAAACAACUCAGGACUUCGCCUGGAGCUGAUCGUUCCCAUAGACCUGGAUGAAACAAUGGAGCACCCACUUUUACUCCUCCUAGACAGCGCCCCUGGUGGCCAGGCUGUGACUGACCGUUUCUCUCUCGGCUGGGAAUCUGUGCUGGUCAGUUCUGACGGAGUCAUUGUAGCCCGUCUGGACGGGAGGGGCAGCAGCUUCCAGGGUCAGAAGAUCCUGCAAGCGGUCCACCAGAACCUGGGGACCGUUGAUGUUCAGGACCAGAUCACAGUGCUGCAGCACCUUAUUAAGCUUCCUUACAUUGACGGUACCAGAGUUGGUGUUUAUGGAAAGGCAUAUGGAGGAUUUUUGUCCUCCCUCCUGCUCCUGUCUCACAGCUCAGUGAUAAAAUGUGGCGUCGCCAUGGCUCCAGUUACAAACUGGAGACUUUAUGGAUCUGCCGGCUCUGAGAAGUACUUUGGCUUUCCUGUGAAAGAGGAUCACAGCUACAAGAUUUCCAGCCUGCUGAGGGACCUCACAGGUCCGAGUCCACAGAACUUUCUGAUUGUCCACGGCACAGCAGAUGCCACCGUUCACUUCCAGCAUUCUGCAGAGUUGGUCCAGCUGCUUGUAGCAUUAAAUGUUAACUACACACUUCAGAUUUUCCCAGACGAAGGACACAAUAUCAUCAGUAUAAAGAGUCAGAGCUUCAUGCUGAACUCGGUGCUGAGCUUCUUCAGGCGCUGCUUUGAGGAACAGACAGUCGUUGUCAUGGAGACGUCUAAAGAAGAUGACUGAGGUUAAAUCCUCGAAGGAGAUGGUGUUCAUGUUCUGUAGCAAAGCCAAUCUCCUGAAGGGCUCCUCUCCGUACUUCACCUCAGUCAUCUCACACUAACACCCCUACAGGAUGGAAGAUUAGUGCUAUAAGCUCAGAAGGAAUAACAGAACGUGAAAAAAUUUACUUUUUAUCAACUUGUUGCAGAUUGCUCACAGAAUAAUCUCUGCAAACGAGACAAAAUCCACUGAUUUCACUGAAACUAGAGGCCAUCACCACCAUACAGCUCCUGCAGGUGCCUUUUACUUCAUUAUAGUUAUUGGUCAUUAUUGUUGGAAUAUGGAGCUUCAGAAUAUUUUAAAACUGUUACAUGUUAAUAGCCAUAAGAGCAUAUAGAGCACUAUGGGUCAGAGGUCACUGUGGGUUUCAGUUGGAAAAGAUCGAGAAGGUCAGAGAAGAGGAAAUUUUGUUUUAGCUUCAUAGAACAAGGCUUUUAUUUCAAAUGUAGAGAUCAGUUCUUUUCUGACCAAAAACGAUCUCCAGUUUUGCUGCUUCAGAUUUUAUUUCCCUCUAAACAAUAAAACUCAUAAAGACAAAAAAUGUGUUGCAAAAAAUGGAGGAAUUACAAAAUUAUUCCUGUUUGUGGAUCAAACUGUCUGUCCUAAACCUUCAUCUAAUUUCUAUGGAACCUGAAAAAGGUCAGUUGUGUUGGCUGAUGUGUUUAUGGACCAAUAAUGGUGGGAAUUCUUAGCUUUGAUGCAUUUAAUAUGUUAAAAACAAAUCUAACUUUUAUUUCACCAAUCUGAACCACUCAGGUUGAAAUUCCAUCUCUGGCUGACGUAUCAGUGCAUCUUUGGUCUAAUUGUCAAAUCACAGAUGGUCAGACUUCAAGACAUUUUAUGAAAUGGGACAAUGUCUCUCUGACUGGCCUGGGAACGCCUUGGGCUUCCCCCAGAGGAGCUGGAGGAGGUGUCAGGGCUGGGAAGAGGGGCGACAUCUGGGGGUCUCUGCUGAGACUGAUGCCCCUGUGACCUGGCCCAAUAUAAGCGGUAGAUUCUAAGUGCUCAUCUGUGUUUUAAGCAUGUACACUAUAUAGCCCAAAGUACUGGGUCCCACCAUCAAAUCACUUCCAUGGCUCCAGGUGUGCAGAACCUUGACUGGCCUGCUCACAGUCAUGACCAUUACCUUCUUGAGCACCUUUGGGAUGAAUUAGAGUGGAGGCUUAAGUUCUGGUUCUGAUCUAACUAUGAACAUACUCUUAAACCUUAGAGGAUGUAAAGUUACUGUUGCUGAGAACAGUGGGUCCAUCAACAAACUGGACCUUACUGAUUAAGAACAGGAUGUCAUCAAAGUCCGUGUAGAGUAGAUGGACAAAAACUUUGGGCAAUAAAGUGUCUUUAAAGUCCUGUAAUGUGAAAAAACAUAAUGAAAGAUGGAAGUUGUAAUUUAAGCUAGUUUUUCUGUGCCAAAUGUCCAACUCAUACGCAGUCUUUUGUUGAGAAGAUGAUCAAUAUCUUGGAUCAUGGUUCUGUGCUGAAUCACAUCCCAACUACGUACUCGGUCAUCUAAAUGUUAAAUUGUAAAAUAGUCAUGGCCAGAGGUUCUGGCACUGACAUUUUAUUUUUUUUAAAACUAUUAUUCGUGUAUUUCUGCACGAAAUCAUCAGGUACGUUCAUAUCAGAACAAUCAGGUCAUCAGCACAGGUGAAGCUGUGAAAGAGUCCUGCUGAAAUCACUCCGUCAGCAGAACAACGCAGUAUCAGACCAGCAGAUGUUCUGAAAUCAUUGUGUUCUGUCAGCAGUUUUUGCCUCCAAAGAAAAGCUGCAGCAAUUCGGUUUAUAUAGCACCAAUUCAUGUCGUCUCAAGGCACUUUACAGAGAGGCAGCAGCAUUAGUCUGCAUCAAAACAGCAGGAAACUGCUGCUGAGAACAUCACAGACAUUUCUGUAUCAUCAAGAACUUCAGGAUUAGAGCUUCAGCUGCAGAGAAGAAGGUUGACAUCCAAGAGAAUUAAGCCAUCUCUGUUGGAGCAUGCUGCCACCAGUGCAGAGCUUGCUCAAGAUUGACAGUAGGUGCAUGACAAGAAGGGCAGCAUAGAAACCACCAUCCAGCUCAGAUAGAAAACUGGAGGAAGUAUAAAGAUGGACCAGUGCGAAAAUAUUCUCUGAUAAAUCCUCUGGGCUGCAGUCAGUCACACUGUUGCCUUGCAGCUAGAAGGUCCUGGGUACAAAUCCCAAACAAACUGAGUUCAAAUAAGAAGAGCAAGAUGGAUCAUCAUUAGUCGAGAUUCGGUUCAGAAGGUGAUAUUCAGCAAGUCUGAGAGAAUAACUGAACUUAGAGGAAGAUGAACAUUGGAGAUAUUCACUGUUUGCAUGAAGUUGAUGUAUCUGGUAACUUCUGAAAUGAUUUAGCUAAAUACCUGAACAUUAGUGUCCCUGUCAGAACUUUCCUCCAUGGACGUACUUCCUCCAUUUGUUAGCUUGUUUUGAAAACUGAAAUAAACCAUAAAAGUGGGAAUGA
Girardinichthys multiradiatus is the source of this 5175-nucleotide messenger RNA. RefSeq names its product inactive dipeptidyl peptidase 10-like. The record is from RefSeq and is a predicted model, not a curated record. The transcript is spliced from 27 exons. Lineage: Eukaryota; Metazoa; Chordata; Actinopteri; Cyprinodontiformes; Goodeidae. Gene Ontology annotation, molecular function: serine-type peptidase activity; dipeptidyl-peptidase activity. Gene Ontology annotation, biological process: proteolysis. The coding region runs from base 292 to 2679 and encodes 795 amino acids.